Capsicum annuum is the source of this 1779-nucleotide messenger RNA. RefSeq names its product cytochrome P450 71D7. Bases 93 to 1598 code for a protein of 501 amino acids. The record is from RefSeq and is a predicted model, not a curated record. The transcript has 3 exons. Gene Ontology annotation, molecular function: iron ion binding; oxidoreductase activity, acting on paired donors, with incorporation or reduction of molecular oxygen; heme binding. NCBI's taxonomy places the organism in Eukaryota, Viridiplantae, Streptophyta, Magnoliopsida, Solanales, Solanaceae.
AUUAUACUAUUUGAUUUCAUUAUUUCCAUUAUAUAAGAGCACAUACAACAUAACUAUGAAGAAUCACCAAACAUAUUACUAACUCUCCCAAAAUGCAAUUCUUCAGCUUGGCUUCCAUUUUCCUUUUUCUAUUUUCCCUCUUUUUGUUAAGGAAAUGGAAGAACUCAAAUAGCCAAACCAAAAAAUUGCCUCCAGGUCCAUGGAAACUUCCUUUUAUAGGAAGCAUGCAUCACAUGGCUGGUGGACUUCCACACCGCGUUCUUAGAGAUUUAGCCAAAAAAUAUGGACCGCUCAUGCAUCUUCAGCUUGGUGAAGUUUCUGCAGUUGUUGUAACUUCUUCUGAGUUGGCUAAACAAAUACUAAAAACUCAUGACCUCGCAUUUGCAUCUAGGCCUAAACUCUCGGCCAUGGAUAUUAUCUGUUAUGAUAGCCGCGACAUUGUCUUUAGCCCCUACGGUGAGUAUUGGAGACAAAUGCGUAAAAUUUGUGUCAUGGAACUACUGAGUGCAAAGAAUGUCCGGUCAUUUAGCUCAAUCAGACAUGAGGAAGUUAAUCGUCUCAUUGAAUCUAUCCGAUCAUCUUCAUCUUCUGGUGACCUAAUUAAUUUUACAGAAAGGGUCAUUUGGUUCACAAGCAGCAUGAUAUGUAGAUCAGCAUUUGGGCAAGUCCUAAAAGAGCAAGACGAAUUUAUAAAACUAAUUGGAGAAGUGGUAAGCUUAGCAGGAGGCUUUGAUGUGGCUGACAUCUUCCCUUCAUACAAGUUUCUUCAUUCUCUCAGUCCAGCAAAGCAAACACUUCUAGAUGCUCACCGUAAAGUAGAUGCAAUUGUUGAGGAUGUCAUUAACGAGCACAAGAAGAAUCUCGAAAAUCACAACAGUGAUGAUGCAUUAGGAGGUGAAGACCUAGUUGAUGUCCUACUAAGACUUAUGAAGGAUAGAAAUCUUCAGUUCCCCAUCACCAACGAUAAUAUCAAAGCUAUUAUUGUUGACAUGUUUGCUGCGGGAACAGAAACUUCAUCAACAACAACUGUAUGGGCUAUGGUUGAAAUGAUGAAAAAUCCAAGCAUACUCGCCAAAGCACAAGCAGAAGUGCGAGAAGCCUUCAGAGACAAAGCAACAUUCGAUAACAUUGAUGUGGAGGAGCUGAAAUACUUAAAGUUAGUUGUUAAAGAAACUAUGAGAUUUCAUGCACCAGUUCCACUUUUGGUCCCUAGAGAAUGUAGAGAAGAGACUAACAUAAACGGCUACACUAUUCCAGUGAAGACCAAAGUCAUGGUUAACGUUUGGGCACUGGGAAGAGAUCCAAACUAUUGGGAUGAUGUAGAAAGCUUUAAGCCAGAGAGGUUCGAGCAGUGCUCUGUGGACUUUGUUGGUAAUAAUUUUGAAUAUCUCCCCUUUGGCAGCGGGAGGAGGAUGUGUCCCGGGAUGUCAUUUGGUUUAGCUAAUGUUUAUUUGCCGUUGGCUCAAUUGCUUUAUCACUUUGAUUGGAAACUCCCUACUGGAAUGGAGCCAAGAGACUUGGAUGUGACUGAAUCAAGUGGAGCCACUGCCACCAGAAAAAAUGACCUUUAUUUGAUUGCCACUCCUUAUCAACCUUAAUGAAAUCAACUUUUUAAAGUUCCUUUUAUUAUAGUGAGGUGUUUGAAAUAAAAAAGUGCUAUUUCUUUUAAUAUAUUGUAGUCUUCUGAGAUUAUCAAGUGUUAAAUUUCUCACUAGAAUGAUUUUGUAUGACACAUUUCGUGUAUUAUAUUUUCCAUUCUUAAAAAUCUUGGUGUCUUAA